Molecule: messenger RNA, 3738 nt
Organism: Mesocricetus auratus (golden hamster)
Lineage: Eukaryota; Metazoa; Chordata; Mammalia; Rodentia; Cricetidae
Gene: Foxp3
Product: forkhead box P3
Exons: 12
Coding region: 255-1538 (427 amino acids)
Biological process (GO): regulation of transcription by RNA polymerase II
Cellular component (GO): nucleus
Molecular function (GO): DNA-binding transcription repressor activity, RNA polymerase II-specific; RNA polymerase II cis-regulatory region sequence-specific DNA binding
Source: RefSeq, a predicted model, not a curated record
CGGCUUCCACACCGUGGUUUUCUUCUCGGUAUAAAAGCAAAGUUGUUUUUGAUAAUGUGGCAGUUUCCCACAAGCCAAGCUGAUCCUUCUCUGUCAGUCCACUUCACCAAGGUGAGUGUCCCUGCUCUCCCCCGCCAGACACAGCUCUGCUGGAGAAAGUGGCAGGGAGAUAGCAGUGGGGGGUCAGGAGCCCUCUGGUCCAGCUGGAAACACCUAGCCACUGUGAACUCCAGCCUGCCUCUGACAAGAACCCAAUGCCCAACCCCAGGCCAGCCAAGCCUGUGGCCUCUUCAUUGGCCCUUGGUACAUCCCCAGGAGUCUUACCAAGCUGGAAGACUACACCCAAGGGCUCAGAACUCCUAGGGAUCAGGGGUCCUGGGGGAACCUUCCAAGGCCGGGACCUGCGAGGUGGGGCCCACACUUCUUCCUUGAACCCCCUGCCACCAUCACAGCUGCAGCUGCCUACAGUACCCCUAGUCAUGGUAGCACCCUCCGGGGCCCGACUAGGCCCCUCGCCCCACUUGCAGGCACUUCUCCAGGACAGACCACACUUCAUGCAUCAGCUCUCCACUGUGGAUGCCCAUGCCCAGACCCCUGUGCUACAAGUGCGCCCACUGGACAACCCAGCUAUGAUCAGCCUCCCACCACCUUCUGCUGCCACUGGGGUCUUCUCCCUCAAGGCCCGGCCUGGCCUGCCACCUGGGAUCAAUGUAGCCAGUCUGGAGUGGGUGUCCAGGGAGCCGGCUCUACUCUGCACCUUCCCACGCUCGGGUACACCCAGGAAAGAAAACAACCUUUUGGCUGCACCGCAAGGAUCCUACCCACUGCUGGCCAACGGAGUCUGCAAGUGGCCUGGUUGUGAGAAGGUCUUCGAGGAGCCAGAAGAGUUUCUCAAGCACUGCCAAGCAGAUCACCUCCUGGAUGAGAAGGGCAAGGCGCAGUGCCUCCUCCAGAGAGAAGUGGUGCAGUCUCUGGAGCAGCAGCUGGAGCUGGAAAAGGAGAAGCUGGGUGCUAUGCAAGCCCACCUGGCCGGGAAGAUGGCACUGUCAAAGGCUCCAGCUAUGGCCUCCGUGGACAAGAGUUCUUGCUGCAUUGUAACUAGCAGCACCCAGGGCAGCGUUCUCCCAGCCUGGUCCAGUCCCCGGGAGGCUUCGGACAGCCUGUUUGCCGUGCGGAGGCACCUCUGGGGAAGCCAUGGAAACAGCACCUUUCCAGAAUUCUUCCACAACAUGGACUACUUCAAGUUCCAUAACAUGAGGCCCCCUUUCACCUAUGCCACCCUCAUCCGAUGGGCCAUCCUGGAAGCUCCAGAGAAGCAGAGGACACUCAAUGAAAUCUACCAUUGGUUCACACGCAUGUUCGCCUACUUCAGAAACCACCCGGCCACCUGGAAGAAUGCCAUCCGCCACAACCUGAGUUUGCACAAGUGCUUUGUGCGGGUGGAGAGUGAGAAGGGAGCGGUGUGGACCGUAGAUGAGUUUGAGUUUCGCAAGAAGAGGAGCCAACGCCCCAGCAAGUGCUCCAACCCUUGCCCUUGACCGCAGAACCAAGAAAAACAAAAGAUGGACAGGGGCCAAAAUAUGAAACAGAGGCAAGGAGGCAAGUCCUGGCCACAUCUACGGAGCCCAGGCAAUGAUGUUUCCACUGUCUUGCCUAUAGGGCCUCUGCUCCCUAACUAGCUGCCCUCCUGGAUCAUAACUUCUGACUUGAAGCCGAGGGACACCAAUCCCAGCCCAGCCCCUAUCCCCAACCUAUCCCCAAGAUGGGCUUUCCAGCCAAACAGCCCUCACACCCAGCUAUACAUACAGCCUGCCUUGGCCACCCUCAAGUGGGAAAAUGGCACAGACACACAGUCAUAAGCCUGUCCCCUGGACUCCACCCAAACCCUGCAACACAAAGAGCCUGCCUUGGUACAUUCAUCUGCCCCCAAAGUGCAUCGCCCUGCAGUCUCACAUGACUGCAAUCCUACUGACUCAUACCAAAGCACUCACCACAACAUCUGGAACCAUGGGCACCAUCACACAUAUGUAUACGUACAGAUCCUUGCAUAACAGCAGCCCUGGAACCUUCAAGAUUGCAUCCCAGAAAAGCAUAUGGGCAUAACUGAUCAUACAGUCUCGUGCCAUGCCCCAAAAUAGCAAGUCAGACACAGCUUGUCGGAACUCACACACACACACACACACACACACACACACACACACACACACACACACAGCUCCCUCCCCUGUUAUCUCCUGAGUUCUAUGAAUACACACUGACUCACCAAAAUUUAGCCCAUGUCUCAUUUGCCACUGACCCCGGUCCCCUACCCCAAGCCCCAAUCCAUGCCUCAGCGUGGACCAUAGAAGAGCUUCUCUUUUAUUUGGGAUCCAAGACCCCUUGGUCCCCAGUACCCAUCCAAUAAACUGUGGUCAAGCUAGAUAACCCCGGAUCAAAGAUGGGACCAGAUAAGCAGGCAUCUGGGGUUCAAAUCCCAGCAGGAGAAAGCAGGGGCCAAAACACAGGAAGUGCUAGAAGAACUACUUUGGCAUUGUCUCCAGCACCCCCAAAUCCUGCCUGUGGCUAGGACACUUCCAUUAGGGCUCUAGGCCUCCCGGACCCGGCUCAAGAGGCUAGCAUUCUCCUGGCGAAGGGCUCGGUAAUCCUCACAGAUCUUCUCCAAGUUGCUCAGAGUCUUCUUGCCCAUCUCUGUCUCGAUCUAAGACAACAUGAUACACACAUCUUCAGCAUGCAUGGCUAAUUUUCCAGCCCCUGCUCACCGCCCCUCUACUGUGCUAGUCUCUACUCCUCCCAUCCCUGUAACAGUGGCCUGCCCCUUCCCACCACCAGGUCUCUGUGUAUGUCCUUCCCUCCACCUAAAGCCAUAGCUUUCGCCAUGGGCUCUGGGAGGCAGGCGUGAGAAACCUCAAGCUAGAAGCCAGGGCUCAGAGUAGACUAGUUCCAGGUCCCGGGCACAGCCUCUAGCUGGAAGAUGUCUGGUUUCACAGACUCUCAAUGUAAAACAAGGAGCUAUCCCCUGGCCUGCCUCCAUUCCCUUUCCUAUUCCCAGAUCUCACCUGCUCCUCCAGGUCUCGAAUUUCCCUCAUGAUGGUGCCUGUGUCCUCAAUGGUCUGGAUGAGCUGGCUGCAAUUCUGGAAACGACAAGAAUUUAAGGCUUGCACCUGUGCUAGCCCUCUACAGCCAGCCCACCAGGCCCAUGCUCCCUCACCUCAUGCAGGGCAGCUAGAUAUUUGUAAGCUUUCCGAACAGCAUCAUCCUUCUUGGCGUCCUGAAAAGACAGAAGGGACCGCAAACCCAUCAGCAAGCCAUUCCGGCUGUUUCCACUACUCCUUCCCCUACAGAGCCGCCCUACACUACCACCUUCCACAGAACAAAGCUAGACCCAAGCAACAGGCAACAGCCCAGUCCCACCCUCCCCUCCCCAGGCCAGUCUGCUCCAUACCUUGAACACCAGUUCGUCAGUCACUGCAAAUGUCCGGUCCAGCUUCCCAGAGAGAGAGUUGAUUUCCUUUUGAAGUUCCUUUGUGUCCGACAAGAUCUGCCAGAAACCAAGGAAGCCAUCACGUCUGGGGCAUGGUGGCUGGCCAGUGAUGGUACUCACGUGCCUGCACUUACAUCCAAUCAGGGCCUAUGUCACUGUGUUGGGGUGGCUGGGGUAGACUGUAUGUGUCUAUUGUAUGUUGGAGUAUGCCUAAACAGCUCUAUGAGAGACCAUAAAGUCCCCGUGUAACUACCCUA